CGAUACCAGCUAUGAAUUUCAUCGUGCACGGCAACAACUCCAUAAUGAUGUACUUGGAUCUUUGGAUCGUCGCCCAUCCGAUUAACAUUCCGCACGGGAUUUAUCCGUUGGUUUUCUGCGGAAGUUACGUGGUGUUUAGUUUAGCGCAUUAUUUGGUAAAUUCCAACAAUUACUACCCGAUUUACGUGAUACUGGAUUGGUCGAAACCUUCGCAAACCGCCGGCCUGAUCGUGGCGCUUUUCCUGGUGCUCGUCGUCUUCCAUUUGCUUGUCUGUUUGACUGCCACGUUGAGACGAAACCUGGUCUGCAGAUUGUACAACAAAACGCAGUAAAAAAUACACCGGAUAAGUCGAUUAAUCUCCAUUCAAACACCUCCAGACCUCUUCUCUUCUCUAACAGAGGUGUCCAUCUCAGUUUCCUGGGGGUGGAUCCCCAGAGCAUCAAGAAGCGACGAAAGCGCCGCCCGGCGACCGAUCGGCGCACCUCCCAGAAAAUUUCAGCAGGUUUCCGUAAACAUUUCGAACGGAGUUGGCGCUUCGAGAGUCGGCGACGAGCCACCUACGCGAAGGAUUCUCUCGGGGACGCCUGUAGCCAUGGUAACGGGGGGCAUCGACGCGCCGACUCAUCGCUAAUAUACGACUCCGGUAAUCUCGACACACUCGCACACACACAAACACACACACACACGAGUACACGCACGCAUAUACACCGCACCAGUUCCGUCCCCCGCGAAACGAAGAAUCGAACAUUCGGAGGAGAAGAAGAAGAAGAGUAUCAUCGGGCAUCCAUCCGCGGUGUAGUGCAGAUGAGGCGAUGGUCGGCGAGCGGCGCGCCGCGACGCCCCGUCUACCGCCAGUGAAUCCUCGAACCGCCCCGAUCAGCUGAUAUACGACCACACCGGAUUAUCGACGGCGUGCCGCUCCGGCGGGUGAUUGUUUCGGGUCGUCCGUUCGACAGUCAAAUGUGAUUAGAAAAGAAACAUGUGCGAGGAGGUGACUUCGCCCGGCUUCUUCGGCCGAUCGGGCGCCCUGGAGACGUUCGUGCGCGGCAACUGGUAUCGCGUGUUCGUCAACUUGGAGGAGGACUACCUCAGCAUCACCUUGGACGAAUCGUACGAAAAUACGACCACGUUGAACGGUACGUUGAACAACAACAUCGAAACGCCGAGCGGCCUGAGCGAUCUGCCCGACAUACCGGAGGCCGUCGCCAACCAGAAGCGGCUGGUGCACGUUAUCAAAUCGGAGAACAACGGACUGGGCAUAUCAAUCAAAGGCGGCAGGGAGAACAAGAUGCCUAUACUGAUUAGUAAAAUCUUUAAGGGGAUGGCGGCCGAUCAGACCGAGCAGCUUUACGUCGGCGAUGCCAUCCUGUCGGUGAACGGCGAGGAUUUGAGGGAGGCGACGCACGAGGAGGCCGUGAAGGCUCUCAAGCGGGCCGGAAAAGUCGUCGAAUUGGAAGUCAAGUAUCUGCGAGAAGUGACGCCGUAUUUCAGGAAAGCCAGCAUAAUUUCGGAAGUGGGCUGGGAGCUGCAAAGGGGAUUCCUGUCGGGCGCGCCGCCUGUCGUGAGGUCUCCGCAAAGGGCCGACACUCGAUAUCUGCCCCUGCAAUUAUGUCAUCUGGCAAGGAACUUCAGAUUUCCCGAUCCAGAAAAUCGCACGUUAGAACUGCAUUCUCCGGACGCCAUCCACAUAUGCGUGCUGCGCGCUGCCGAUCCGGCCGAAGCCAUCACUUGGUUCAAUACGCUGCAUUCCGCCUUGUCGGUGCUCACCACGGCUGCAUUACACGACGCUUCCAGGGCCAUUCCGGACUUGAGGCACAUCGGAUGGUUGCUCCGACGACCCAGGACUGAGACGAUGUCCAGCUCGGAAUCCUCCGAAGACAUGGACAGAUGGACGUCGGUGUUCGCCGCCGUCACCGACAGCGAGCUGCGCUUCUACGAGAGCGCCCCGUGGUCGGGCGAGGCGUGGCGCGCCCCCGCCGAGGCGUACUCGCUGAUCGCCACGCGCCUGGUGGGCUCCGGCAAGAAGGUGGAGAUGCCCGAGUUCAGCAUCCGCUGCGCCCUCGCCGAGGGCGUCGUGGCGCACAUGCUGCGCGCCGAGACGCACCGCGACCUCGCCGCCUGGGCGAAGGCCCUGGUGAACGGCAGCCACGCCAGCGCCGUCACGCAGAGGGAGCUGGUGUGCAGGUGCGUUUGGAAGGGAAGGCCGGUGCAAUUGGUGAUACAUUACGAGAACGGGUUCACGUUGCUGGACGUGGGGACGGGGUCGAAGACGCUGUGGAGGUAUCCCUUCGACAGGCUGAGGAAUUCCUCCGACGACGGGAAGCGGUACCUCUGGUUGGAUUUCGGUAUCGAAGGGGAGGACAUCGAGUUGGAUAUGGAAGGGUGUCCGAAACCGAUCGUAUUCAUCUUACACAACUUCUUAUCUGCCAAAAUCCAUCGACUGGGCUUGACGGCUUGAGGGCUGCGCAAAAAACACGGGAGAAAUCUACUUCUCUAACGAUUGACUCGAGUCAAUUAAUAAUUGUACAGAAGAUUAUCCGCUAAACUAAUUCAUAACGUGAACAGUAUUAAUACUCAACAAGAUCGACAAGCGCGAAUGGAAAGAUUAAUGUUGGUUUGGUAAUUAAUCAAAAUAUCGUUGAUUUUUAUGGAUGCGUCGUAACUUCCUCUCUGUAUCGAUGAUUUAAAUAAAAACAAAAUGAAGUUUGGAAUUAUCACGUUGAUUGGGGUUUGUUGGAUUGGAAUGGAUAAAAAAUUUAUCAGACUGUAUCAAUUUCAAUCAAAAUGUUGAACAAAAUAAAUAAACAAAAAUUCUGUAUGUUUGUACAUGUUGGGUGUUUUCUCGUACUCAUUAUGUCCUACUUAAAUUAACCUGAAAGAAUUUGCCUAUAAAAGAAUUUACAUAUUAAUAAAUUAAUUUAAACUAUACUAUUAAACAUUUUUGUAUUAGUAUCUAUUACAAUUGUAUUAAGAUAGGCAACGAAACGACUCUCUUGUAUUUUUAUUAUAUCCAUCAUUGAGUAUAAAUAGAUGAUUUUAUACUUUUAUAUUUAAGUCAUGAAAUUGUUUAUAGUUAACUCUCCAACGUAGAUGAAUUAAGUUAGCUUUAUAGCCUCUAAAAACGAUCGAUUUGUAAACUGUUUUCUCAAAAUUACACUAUAAAGUAACUUAAUACAUUUUUGUAUAUCUCUUACUAAAAGUAAGUAUCAUACAUAGUCCAUUUUCUCGGUAUGGAAGAAUGAAAGGUCAUCAAAUGCUUUUAUCGUUAAAAGUAAGGUAUAGAACAAUUGGAAGAAUGGUUAGUGAAUUUUUUGUAAAUACAUAUUACCUAAUGGUCAUGAAAAAAAAAAUGUUGUAGAAG
This is a messenger RNA of Phyllotreta striolata, 3362 nucleotides long. The record is from the annotation of a GenBank genome assembly. NCBI's taxonomy places the organism in Eukaryota, Metazoa, Arthropoda, Insecta, Coleoptera, Chrysomelidae.